Schistosoma turkestanicum is the source of this 2361-nucleotide messenger RNA. Lineage: Eukaryota; Metazoa; Platyhelminthes; Trematoda; Strigeidida; Schistosomatidae. The record is from the annotation of a GenBank genome assembly.
GCAGCAUCAUCUGAUGAGAAAGCCUUAGUUGAAGGUGCUGCAAAACUUGGUGUUGUAUUCUCAGGCAAAGAACCGGAUUUAAAUGAGGCUGGUUCAAAUCGAUUGUACAUUGAUUAUUGGUCAUAUUCACCGAGUGAAAUGCAAGAACCGACUGAUGAUGAAUUUAUCAAUCGUGAAUGUUUCAUUGUUGACGCCAUAUUGGAAUUUGAUUCAAUACGUAAACGUAUGAGUGUAAUGGUACGUUAUCCUGACGGAACUUAUUAUGUAUUGAGUAAAGGAGCAGAAACAUCCAUGUUAGAUCCUGAGCGAUGCAAUGCUCGAUCGGGUUAUCAACGUACUCGUGCUAUACAUUAUGUGAAUCAAUAUGCCCUUAGUGGAUUACGUACACUUGUAUUUGCUAAGCGACAAUUGAAUCAAGAUGUUUACAUGAAAUUAGUAAAUAAUUUUAAAUCAGCUUCCGGUUUAAUUGGCAAUGAACGUAUACAUGCAUUAAAAAAAUGUUAUUACGAAAUUGAAUCGGAUAUGGAACCGAUUGGUGUAACUGGUAUUGAAGAUAAAUUACAACCUGGUGUAAAAAAUUGUAUAAAAGCAUUAAAAGAAGCUGGUAUACAAAUUUGGAUUUUAACUGGUGAUAAAGCUGAAACAGCCAUUACAGUGAGUCAAUCUAUUGGACAUUUAACACCGAAUAUGACACUGAUACGAAUUAUGGAUUGUCAAACAUUACAAUUAACAGCUUAUAAAAUUUAUGAACAAUUGAAUGGUUUACAAAUCAUUCAUAAUGAUCAAUAUUAUAGCAAAACAAAACAACAUGAGACGACUAAUACUACUACUACUACUACUGCUACUACUAACAAUGUUCAACAUUCAAUUUGGACAAAAAAUCUUACUCUCCCUCGAAUUAAAUCAAUAAAUUAUGAUGGUGACUCAUUGUCACAGCUGUCCACAUCCAAAUCCAGUGUAAAUGAGCUGAAUCAAUGCGAACCGGAUAAUAUUUAUUAUUAUAGUAAAAAUGAAUUGAUUUCUGAUACGAAAUCUAAAAGAAGAUAUAUUAGACGAAAACAUCGGAAAUAUCCUGGUAUGGCAAAUGAACCAAUUGGAUUGAUUAUUGAUGGGAAAAGUUUACAAUAUGCAUUACAUAAUUCAAUACGUAAUGCAUUUUUGGAAUUAUGUAUGAGUGUUACAACUGUAUUAUGUUGUCGUGUAACACCAUUACAAAAAGCAUCGAUUGUUAAAUUAGUACAAAUUGGUUUGGCUAAAUAUACUCGUCAAGGUACAACACCAGUGAUAGCUGCAAUCGGUGAUGGAGGCAAUGAUGUGGCAAUGAUUUUACAAGCUAAUAUUGGUGUCGGUGUCUAUGGGAAAGAAGGUCGUGAAGCUGUCAGAGCGUCAGACUAUUCAGUGACACAAUUUCAGCAUAUACAACGAUUAUUUUUAUUACAUGGACAUUGGUCAUAUUAUCGUAUCACUAUAACAAUGUUAUUUUUUUAUCAUAAAGCUGUUGCAUUUGUAUCGAAUCAAAUCUGUGUUACAUGUUUUGCUGGUUUCUCUGAGAUUCCUUCAUUUGGUACAAUAUUAUUUAUAUGUUAUAAUUUAACAAUGACAUUUUUAGUCAGUUUAGGUUAUGGAAUGUUUGAACGUCAUUUACGAGAACAUGAUUUAUUGACUAAACCUUAUUUAUAUAAAGCGAUAUCACAUCAAGCUAAUUUAAAAGCAUGGUAUAUUUUAUUAUGGGUUUCCGAUGGAAUAUGGCAUGGUCUAGUCACAUUUUUCAUACCAUAUUUUUGUUUAGCCGGUGGUCAAUUCUAUGCUGAAGCAAUGUUUUAUGAAGUAAAUAAAAAUUCACGCGCGACUUAUGAUUUUAAAAUGAUUGGCAAUGCAUCAUUUGUAUUCUUAUGGAUUGCAGUAACAAUACGUUCAACAAUAUGGACAAGAGAUUUUAAUUUGAUGUUAAUUAUGUGUCAUAUUGGUACAAUGUUAAAUGUGGUCAUAUUAUUCAUUUUUCAAACAUUUGUUACAACGACCAGUAAUGAAUAUCAGAUCUAUAGUCAAUUAUGUCGAAGUCCUGAAUUUUGGUUCGCUUUCCCAUUAACUGUUUUCAUAGCCAAUAUUCCAGCAUUGUUGUGGCGUUUAACAUCCGACACUUGGUGGACUGUACGUAUGCUGAUGAAAAAUUUACCAAAAUAUGAAAGGCGUCAAUUUUAUUCAAACAAUCCAUCCAUAUGGUUGAAAGCUUUUGUUUUUGGUCAAACACAAAUGGUUGAAUCAACUAUGCGACCGGAGAAGAAAACCACUGGGAACACUUUCCAUGAACAAAUCAAUCAUGGUUUUCAGCCGUAAUAAACAGUGCAUGCGUGUGUGUGU